CUCUGGUCGAGACCAUUGUCACGGUUCUCACUUGCACCCUUUUCCUUCAAACACUACGACCUCUGUAUUUCCCGUGUUUUCUUCUUUCUCUCUUCCCUCUUCCUCUUCCUCUUUUAUCGAGGAAUUACUCCGCGGCACCUUCCCUUGACGGGUUAGACGAUGGCUAGACCAGGAGCAGAGCAAGGUCCACCCUCGCCGACAUCUCUUCCAGCCCUUCAGAUUCCUGACGGCCCGUCAUUGUCGUACACGACCCCCAGCCAUCCAGAUAAUUCCGACCAUGUUGCCGCAGGCCAGUCGCCAGCUCCUUCUCAGCGAUCCAGGGAUUCGUUUUCCACUGCUUUAAACUCGCCAUCUCUAAUCCCCGUCGAUUUCGAGGAACCACAGCCUCCUGCUGCUACUGCUGCUGCUGCUGCGUCUCUGCUUCCCUUACCUCCCAGUCUUCGCAAAUCCAUAUCCGUCGACUCGUUUGUUCACUACGGACGCGAUCAUACGGCCAUAACCACCAGACCCAACCGCGGCCACACCGGCUCCUCUUUGGAUCCCCCUAAGGGCUUUGAUGUUAUCAAGAAAUUGGAUCGAGACAGGCGUCUCUUGGGUCGCAACCGAGGCGCCAGCAUCAGCACCGUUGGUGACGACCACGAUUCUGUUGUCGGUGAAUCUGAUAUCGAGCGUUCCGACGUCCUCAACAGUCCCACCGACGGUUUCAAGCACAUUUCAUUGAAGGGCCAGGACAAGGGCAAGACCUUUGUCAGCGGCGGCGAGCUUCCUCUUCCAUCUCGCACGCCCACCCUGAGCACGACUUCUAGCAUGAGUAGCAUCAUGACAACUUCCCCUAGUUCUAGUACCCAGGAGGGUGUGCCUCGUAUGCAGUCGGCAUCUUCUUUACAGUCCAUGGCUAGGCGAGGCAUUCCGGUGGCAUCUCCCUCGGGAAGAACACGGAGUGGCUCCUUGGGAGUCUACACUCCAAGCACCAAUCGACGUAUGGUCAUAAAUACUACCAUGCCCCCAUCUGAGACUGUUAACCAGAAUCUCGCUGUUACCCUGGUAGUGGUGGGUGUGGCGGGGUGUGGCAAGUCCAUGGUCAUUCGUAAAGGCCUCAGAGGCUAUGGUCUCUCGGAUCCCAGCGCACCCCUUCUGGGAUCCCAACACGCGUCUCGAUAUACUCGACGUGUUGGAAAGCUCCCCCGGACUGACAACACCCGGGAAUGCCCCUUGAACAUAAUUGAGGUCGAUAUACCUCUGUCUAUUCCGGAUACAUCUGUAUCAACAGUCAACUUUUUACCCGAGGCCCCACGAGUCGAUGGUGUGUUGAUAUGUUACGAUGCUUCAGAUGAGCAGUCCUUCAGGCCUGUAGAGGCCCUUCUCCGUGGAUACCGUGCACUACAGCUUCCGACGGUUGUGUUGGCAUGCAAGUCGGACUUAUCACGCCGUAUCGAUCCUCAGGCGGCUCUGGAUAUCCUCCAGCAGUAUGAUGUUGGCCUCGUUGAAGUCCACAACGCCGACGAUGUAGGAAAAGAGAAGAUGCGACGGUCAUUUGACUGGCUCUUAAAGGCAGUCCUCCGCGAUCGAAGGUCUUCGAGAAGCGAAUUUGAGGACUAUCGAAAUCCUGCUUCUCCAGAUAUUCUCGUAUUGCCUCCAUGGGAGAAGUGGGAAUCAUCAAGGACCGUAACUCCCACCGUGGCUUCAUCCACAUCUACACACAGUUCUGUUCAAGCAUCAGCGACUCAUAUCUCCCAGCCCCAAUACCCUGCGCCACUACCUUCCAUCCCGGCCUCUCGCACAACAACGCCAAAUCACCCCACGCGCGCGCGGUCAGCGAGUGAUCUCUUACCGGAACAAGAGAAAUUACAUUCACAGGAUUCACGUGGCGUUGAUGACUUUGAAACUUCGAAUCCAUCAAUGGCCGGCCAUGAGGAGAAUACUACGAGCGUUGAUUUAUUGAACGGGCGUGCGAUUUCUGCAGAUGUGCCCAAGGAAGUUCCCGAGGAAAAGAAACCAAGCAAAAUCAAGGACUCGCGUCCGGCUCAAUGGGCCACUCUUGACGAACUUCUCGAUAAGCUUCUAUUCCUUGGCGUCAGCGGAGAUGACCCAACGUACAUCACACAUUUCCUGCUUACCUAUCGGCGCUUCGCGAGUCCCAGAAGCCUGUUGUUAGCAAUGCAGAAACGGAUGCGACAGCUAGACAAUCCGUCUGGUGACCCAAUGUUUGCAUGUUACGCCCAGAUGAGAAUCUGUCACCUUCUUGAGCUUUGGAUUAGAGACUAUCCAUAUGACUUCGCGGUUCGAGGCACUGCUGGGGCUCUUUCGGCGCUCAUCAAAUCCAUCAUCUCCAAGACCUAUCUCCUCCAUUAUGGAUCUGAUUUCCUGCCAUUCCUCGAAGUACUGCCAAAUCUCGUCGAUGUAGAUGCCGCAUGGGCCCUCAAAGUUGAAGAUUUGGCAGAUGAAAGCGAUGACUCGUACAGCCUUCUGGAGGAUGAUGAUGAAAGUGCAUCCAAAUCAGAGAUGGAUUCAACGUCGAACUUGAACCCGUCUUCUACGAUGAAAGGAAAGCCUCCAACAGGAUUCCGGGAGCGCAAAGGCAGUCUGCCUUUGUCCGCAAGAGCUUUGCUUCCCCAAAAUAACCAUGUCAAUGAAGAUCCUUCACCCAAGGAGCAGCUAAAGAUGCUCCAACGCCUCGCUCAGGAGGUUAAUGCGACCGACCCAGAAGAGAUUGCUCAAGAAAUUAUGCGGUUGGAAAGCAAGUUAUUCCUUCAAAUACGGCCUCGUCAUUGGUUGAAUUAUACAUUCGUCUCUGGGAAGAAGGACCCAGAAGUUGAUGCUAUUGCUCGUUUUAACAGCGUCUCCAAUCACCUCGCGGAUUGGGUGGUGUCCUUGAUUCUUUGCCACGACAAAGCCAGAGCGCGCGCGAAACAAAUUGAGAGAUUUGUCGAUAUCGCUCAGAAGCUUCGCACCCUCAACAACUACUCUGCAUUGCGGGCUUUCGUCGCUGGAAUCAACAAUGCAACAUUCCCAGGCGAUCAGACGAUGGAACAGUUUAAAACGAAGGCACCUGAUCAAGCUAAGAACUUACAGUCGUGGGACGUCCUGUUGCAGCAUAUUCGUUCACAUCGUGCCUACCGGCUUGCCUUGAGGAAUACCAAGGGUGCAUGUAUACCCGCUUUGGAAGUCCAUAUAUCGGACCUCAUUCGCUCUCACGAGGGAAAUGAAGACUUCCAUUCUGAUGAUGCGACUAAAGUUCAUUGGGGAAAAUUCAAUAUGAUGGGUAGAUUCAUAACCAACACGACGCAAUGCCAAGCGCAGUGUUUGUCGACGACGGACUACAAUUUCGUCGAGCGACAGAAUAUAACGAAUAUGCUUCAGUGUACUUUCCUGAUGGAUGAAGAGAUGCAGAAGUCCCGUAUAGCCCCUCCCGAUGUAGACUUCGAUGAAUACCGACCUCCCCCGCCUCGUCCCUUGCGUGAUCCUCCACAACAGCCGAGGGACGUGGCCAUCCUGCGACGGCUUCUGUUCUGGUGAUUUUUCCCCAGUCAUCUUCAUCUAUUCAAGCAGAACGUUUUGCUUACUUUACGCCAUGUCACGCCCAGUUAUGUUUAUACUUGUUCAUAUCAUGUCUUUUAGGAUACCAUGCAUGCAUAUAGUUGUCGGUUGCUGAUUUUUCUGCUGUAUAAUACAUGUCUGAAAUUUACUUUGGUCAACGGAAAGAAA
Messenger RNA from Desarmillaria tabescens, 3705 nucleotides. Its product is annotated as ras guanine nucleotide exchange factor domain-containing protein. Gene Ontology annotation, biological process: Ras protein signal transduction; positive regulation of GTPase activity. Lineage: Eukaryota; Fungi; Basidiomycota; Agaricomycetes; Agaricales; Physalacriaceae. Gene Ontology annotation, molecular function: guanyl-nucleotide exchange factor activity. The transcript is spliced from 12 exons. The record is from RefSeq and is a predicted model, not a curated record. Gene Ontology annotation, cellular component: plasma membrane. The coding region runs from base 160 to 3516 and encodes 1118 amino acids.